Messenger RNA from Linum trigynum, 1911 nucleotides. The record is from the annotation of a GenBank genome assembly. Lineage: Eukaryota; Viridiplantae; Streptophyta; Magnoliopsida; Malpighiales; Linaceae.
CAACCCUAGUUUAACUAGCUUUACUUACCCUAGUUUAACCUAUACGAGUUACCGUCAUCAUUACUACAUAUCUUCCGAUAUCUUCUAACUCUUGACAUUCCAGACUCAACCGUCUCCAUCACACUCACGUCUCCACACUCAACCCCCACGAUCACUUUUUCUUACACCUACAUUCUCUCUUUCCUCCAUCUUCACCUUCCCUUGUUCCUUCUUCCUCCAGACUCCAUGGCAAACAAAGGUAAAUCGUUUGCGGAAAUGGGGGUACUAUCUCUAUCAAAUGAAGACUGCCGAUCCACCGCAAGUCUCGGUGACUAUCUUUCAUUUACAAGCAAAACAGCAAUUGUGGCCGAGUACGAGUUCAUCCACCUAAGUCCUUUCCCUCAAGAAGUGAAGAAGUUAAUAAAAAAUCUUGGCUGGGAAAAGUUCUUUGAUCUCCGGAGUCGAGGAAGCACCAGUUACUGCCCGCAUGUGGUGAGGAAGUUCUACCACAAUUUAGAGCUUUCUGGUCCCUGUGAUUCUCAUCUCGUGUCGAUCUUCCUGGGACAUAGAGUCUGCUUCCAGCCUCAUCAGUUUGCUGAGAUCCUCGAUCUCCCCGCCACAGGACACCCCAUUGAUAGCAGAAGCGAUCUUGGGCGGCUGUACGAUUUUGAGUUUGAAGUUGAACUGGCGAAACUGACGAAGGGGCGCAUCCAUGCUUCUUUCCUCCCAGAUCCUCUUCGAUUCCUCCACUGGAUGAUCGUCAACUGCUUCAUGCCAAGGUACCGUGGUCAUUCGAUUAUUCGUAAACUUGACUUGUUUAUCCUUGUGCAAGCUCAAAGAGGUGUUCCUAUUAACCUCGCAUCUCUCAUGUGCCUGAACAUGGUUGAGGCUGCUCCUAGAGGGGAAAACUGGUACACUGCCUUUCCAUAUGCCACCUUUCUUGAAAGGGUUGGGAUGGAUAUGGGGUUUUAUGUUAAGGAGGACCAGUGCGCUUAUUUUCCAGUGUACCGUAUCGCCGAAUUGACCAAUACUUUUAUUGACCUUCGGCAUACGGAGCAUGAAGAGACCCCUGAGGCAUCCUCAAGCAAACGUCCUCGGCUUACAUGAGAGUCGAUUGAUGCAGGGCGGGGUGGAGCGUUGGAGCAACAAAGGGGCCAGCAAUGGAUGUCUUCUGUUAAGAAGUUUACUAAGGCUUUGUUGGAUUUUUUCCAGUAUUUUGUCUUUUCCUUAAUUCUCCAGCACUCAAAACUGUUAGGUACUGAGGGGAGCCAGUACAUCAUCUGACUAGGAAAGUCUCCCAUUUUUUUAAUUGUCCAGACCAAUAUUUUUCUAUGCAUACAGUAUUUUGUGAAUUUGCCAUGGCUAAUUUCCCUAAGACAGGUGACGAGAUGCAGUAAUGGUCAUCUCCAAUGGUGCAAUUUUUGUGACUUGCAAGAUGAUGAGGCAAGGAGGUGCAACUGCAUCCUACACUUGCUAUGAUGUGAGAAGCUAUUGCAAGGGUGAAAAUUUGCUUGCAAUUGAAAUUGGCCCACGAGUGGGGACUAUUGAUGAAAUUGCAAUGUUUUCUCAAAAAUAUAGAAGUGUAAGUAGGGACUACCUAUGAAAUUGCAAAUGAAUUUCAUUGGGGAGAUUUUAAUCCGCUUUUGUUCUAAGCAGUUCCAAUUAGGUCGAAGAAUGUGUUACUUAUUUCAUCUUCAUUUUUUAAUGGUUUUCGAAAAUUAUGGUUUUAUUUAUAUUUGGUCACAAGUAUAGUGACGAUGAUAGGCGUGAAUAGUAUGGAUAUGGCUUGAUUAUAAUGAUUUUUUAUCUAUGGUGAUUUUUUCCCCUUUUUAAUCAAGACUCAUGCUUCUUUUAUUCCCCGGGUGAAUCUAUCAUGUUUCGUUUAUAGUAAAAUACCCUUUUAAUUAUACACAAUAAAGAAUCCAUUAAUUA